Molecule: messenger RNA, 507 nt
Organism: Cyphellophora attinorum
Lineage: Eukaryota; Fungi; Ascomycota; Eurotiomycetes; Chaetothyriales; Cyphellophoraceae
Product: Low molecular weight phosphotyrosine protein phosphatase
Exons: 1
Coding region: 1-507 (168 amino acids)
Biological process (GO): protein dephosphorylation
Molecular function (GO): protein tyrosine phosphatase activity
Source: RefSeq, a predicted model, not a curated record
AUGGCAGAGCCGAUCUCCGUCCUCUUCGUGUGCCUGGGCAACAUUUGCCGCUCACCGAUGGCGGAGGGUGUAUUUCGCUCCUUAGCUGCCUCAGACCCUCGAGUUGGGAAAAUUGAUAGCAGCGGCACUGGAGCAUAUCAUACCCUUGAGCCCCCGGACUCACGGACGAUGGCAACGCUGCGCAAAAAGGGAAUCACGGACUACGAUCAUGGCGCGCGUCAGGUAGAGGAGACGGACUUCCGAGAGUUCGAUUACAUAUUCGCAAUGGACAGACAUAAUCUGCGAGAUCUGGAGAGGAUGAAGAGACGAGUGGAGAAGAGUGGCUCUUGUAAGGCACAGGUCAUGCUGUAUGGCCAUUUCAGUGGAACCGGCAAGGAAGAAGAGGUCGUCGAUCCGUACUAUGGGGCCAAUAAGGGAUUCGACACGGUUUACGAGCAGGUCAACCGCUUCUCAACGAAUUUCCUCAAGGAAGUCGUGAACAAAGAUCAGCCCAAAGUCAGCUCAUGA